Molecule: messenger RNA, 2328 nt
Organism: Endocarpon pusillum Z07020
Lineage: Eukaryota; Fungi; Ascomycota; Eurotiomycetes; Verrucariales; Verrucariaceae
Exons: 1
Coding region: 1-2328 (775 amino acids)
Source: RefSeq, a predicted model, not a curated record
AUGGAUCAUCUUCCCACUCCUGCAGAACCCAUAUACCGGCCGGUUGAAGUUCCAUACCUUUGCGACCAAUUCUCAGUGAAUGACGCAGGCUUCUGGCAGUUCCCUGAUUCUCAAGGUUGGGAUUCGGCUCUACUUGAAUGUGGACUUUCUUCUGGUGACAUCAUCUCGUUGAUAAGAGCAAAGAAAGGAGCGUUAACAACGCCCCCGAAUCACUUCGCUGCUUUACUCCAGGCUUGGUGGUAUUUUGGUUUGCUUCGAGAGGUUUUGGGCAGAGAUAUCGAGGUCUGCGAUUUUCUGAAGCGCUCGGGUCCGCUUAACUCAAGGGUGAUCACGACGGAGAACCUUGAAACGCAUCUUAUGAGGUUGGUAACUCAGCUGCAGGGACUACCGCCCAAUGAAGCGUAUAAGAGGUUGCGAAAUGCCAUGGACUGUGUGGACUAUGUCCAUAAAUCGGUGGAACGCCUGGCCGGGUGCCUUGGUGAGCACUGCCUAUUUGAAGAAUCCAACGCACGGAUGCGACGCCCAAUUUCGGGCAUGAGACGAUCGGCUGAUGGACGGAUAAGUGUCUCGGACUCGGCUCUUGAUACUAUCCUCAAUAUCGCAGAAACAGCACAUGACGACAAUCGAGGUCUUUCUGAUGUUUUCCGAGACAGUCAAUCACAGUUUUGGGCCCGAAACGGGCGGGAGAUCCUCCCAGAGGACCUUGAGCUCUCCAUCGGCAUGCUUGGUCACACUCUAUCACACGCCAUACAAAUGAUAUACAGAAGGUUAGGUCUGCAGGCUCAGGGACCUAUAAAUGUGUCAGGCUGGUAUAUUCCUGAUCUAGUCCGCAAGCGCUUGCUCUCUAGUGGAUUCUGUCCCCGCGUGGUGUAUAGGUUGAGCAUGACAAUGAAACUCGUCGGCGCUUACUUGUCCAGCUUGUUACACUUUCCGCCGGAGGUGCCAAGUAGCGUGUCACAUGUUGAUUGUACGAUGUCACGAUGUCACGCAGACUACAUGGUCGAUGGAUCUUACAUAAGAAGUCAUGCAGAAACUGGUUGCUCUUGUGAGGUGAUGCCAGAGUUUGAGACGUCCAAACACGUGCAAAAAAUCCUUCAGCAAGGGGAAAUACCCGUGCUUCGCGUGAAAAAAGCACCGAACUCGCAGGAAUUCAAAAUCGAGGUACUUUCUUCUCGCAAUACCUCCUAUGUUGCGAUUUCUCAUGUCUGGAGUGACGGACUUGGCAACCCGGACGCCAAUGAAUUAUUCAAAUGUCAAUGGCUACGUCUGCAUCAUCUUGUCGACAAUCUGGUCCGGGAAAGCAAGCUUCCAACCUCGAGCACAUUUUGGAUAGAUACAAUUUGCGUUCCUGUUGGUCGUGGCCGGGACACUUCUUUACGCAAGGAAUUGCGUGAUGUGGCAAUCGAGCGUAUGCGCGACACCUACCGUCAAGCGCGCAUGGUGCUUAUACUGGAUAGCUCUCUGUGGCCGUUGACAUCUGAUAUGACUGAUCUUGAGUUUGCAUUCCGAUUUUCUUAUUCGAAAUGGAUGCGUCGUCUCUGGACCAUGCACGAAGGAGCGGUCGCAGAGACAAUUUUUGCCCGCAUCAAAGACGGCUAUGUCCCAAUGGAGAUUUUGAAGCACAAGCUCUUGCAAUUUAUCUGCGACGACGAAUCUAUUCUCAACGGGAGAAUUCUCCGCAGUCUCUGUGUUACAGAAUCCAUUACAUCGUGGAGCUCAUGUAUGCAAAUUUCCUUCGAAAGUCCUCAACAUCUCUUCAGAUUCGUCUGGAACGAGUCCAGAAACCGGGGAACGAAGUACGAAGAGGAUCGAUAUGUGGUUAUCGCGUCAUUACUCGGCCUGCGAGGCCAACAGAUGUACGCUUUCCAACGACCGGAAGAUCGCCUCAAAUACCUCUUCGAGAAUAUAGCUGAACUUCCCUCCAUGAUUCUCUUCACGCAGGGACCUCGGAUUCAAGAGCCAGGGCUUCGCUGGGCACCCGCAAGUAUGGACACAUCCAUGAUCCAAUUCAAUGGCGAUUUGAAGCCGGCGAUUCGCAAUACCGCCGGCUUGAUGGUGGAAUUCGAGGGUGUCCGCCUACUUAGCCAUCCAGACUGGGGAAAACGCUUUCGCCGGAGCCGUGGAUGGACGGAAAAGGUUAAUAGCGUGACGGCAGAUGAUAGUGGGACAUUUGCCUGGGUGGUAGAGGUAGAGGAAUACAACAAACUCAAUGUUCUCUACUGCGCGAGCUUUACCAUCCACGGGAGUGAGGCGCCGAUAGUCUCUGAAUCUGAUUCUUUGGCCGUCCUCUUGCAGCCAAGCACUGUUAAAGCCACGGAUAGGUUGUAA